AUGCGCACCGGUCGCGGACGGCAAUCGCGACGACGCGCGAGCUCGUGGGCUCGCGCGUUCGCGUUCGCGCUCUCCUGCAUCGCCCUCGCGGGUUUCGGACGAGCGCUCGCUUCGGAUGACGUCGUGGACACCGCGAACGCGGUGCCGGAUUUCGCGGAAGGGUCGGAGAAGUUUGAGUUCCAAGCCGAGGUGUCUCGACUCAUCAUCAUCAACUCUCUGUACUCGAAUAAGGACAUCUUCCUGCGCGAGCUCAUCUCGAACGGCUCGGACGCGCUCGAUAAGAUUCGCUUCAUGUCAUUGACGGAUAAGGAGCAGCUCGGAAGCGGGGAGAACGCGAACUUGGACAUUCGCAUCAAGGCGGACAAGGAACGCAAGGUUCUCACGAUUCGCGACCGAGGCGUCGGCAUGACCAAGGCUGAUUUGAUGAACAACCUGGGCACCAUCGCCAAGUCUGGCACGUCCGCGUUCCUCGAUCAAAUGGCCAAGGGUGGGGACAUGUCCCUCAUCGGCCAGUUCGGUGUCGGUUUCUACUCUGUCUACCUCGUCGCCGACUUCGUCGAGGUUCGCUCCAAGCAUAACGACGACGACAAGCAGUGGGUCUGGCAGUCUAAAGCCGACGGUAACUUCGCCAUCUCCGAAGACAAGGGCGAGUCGCUCGGUCGCGGGGUGGAGAUCAACAUCUACCUCAAGGAGGACGCCCAGGAGUACUUGGAAGAAAGCAAGCUCCAAGCUCUCGUCGAACGCUACUCCGAGUUCAUCAACUUCCCCAUCUACCUCUACAACUCCAAGGAAGUUUCCGAAGAAGUCCCGGUCGAGAAGGACGAUGCCGAGGCAUCGGACGAUGCCGACGAAGGAGAUGACGACGAAGAAGAAGACGAAGAAGACGAAGAAGGCGAAGAAGGCGAAGACGACGAGCCAAAGACCAAGACAGUGACCAAGACCGUUUGGGACUGGGAGCGUCUUAACGACGUCAAGGCCAUCUGGCUCCGACCCUCCUCUGAAGUCGAGGAAGAAGAGUACACAAAGUUCUACCACGCCCUUUCCAAGGGCACGGAAGAUCCGCUGUCGUACUCUCACUUCAAGGCUGAGGGCGACGUCGAGUUCAAGGCAAUCCUCUUCAUUCCGGAACGUCCGCCGCACGACUUCUACGACAACUACUACUCGCGUGCGAGUGCUCUCAAGCUGUAUGUUCGACGCGUCUUCAUUUCCGAUGAGUUCGAUGAACUCUUGCCGAAGUACUUGAGCUUCAUCAAGGGAAUCGUCGAUUCGGAUACGCUUCCGCUCAACGUCUCUCGCGAGACGCUUCAGCAGCACACGAGUCUGAAGACCAUCAAGAAAAAGCUCGUGCGCAAGGCACUCGACAUGAUUCGCAAGCUCGCCGAAGAGGGUAAAGACGCCGAAGACGAUGGCGUGAAGCCUGAAGGCGAAGAGGUGGAGAAGAAGGACGAGGAGACAAAGUACGAAAAGUUCUGGAAGAGCUUUGGCAAGUCCAUCAAGCUAGGCAUUAUCGAAGAUGCGAGUAAUCGCGUGCGUCUUGCCAAGCUCCUUCGUUUCCAAACGUCCAAAUCCGAUGGGAAACUCGUUUCUCUCGAGCAGUACGUCGAACGAAUGAAGGAGGGGCAGAAGUCGAUCUAUUACAUCACCGGGGAGUCCAUUGAUGCGCUCAAGAGCUCUCCGUUCCUUGAGAAGCUCAUCGCCAAGGACCUUGAAGUCAUAUAUUUUACCGAUCCGAUCGACGAGUACACGAUGCAAAACUUGACCGAAUUCGAUGAUUUCAAGUUUUCCAACGCUAGCAAGGAAGAUCUCAAGUUUGGUGACGCUGACGAUGAUGAGAAGGCUCUCUUCAAAAAGACCAAGGAUGCUUUCAAAACUUUCACGACUUGGUGGAAGAGCAAGCUUCCGGACAACGUCAUCGAAGCUGUCAAGGUUUCUAACCGCCUUUCCACCACCCCGUGCGUCGUCGUUUCGUCCAAGUAUGGCUGGUCCGCGAACAUGGAGCGAAUCAUGAAGGCGCAAGCCAUGGGCGACGAGUCUAGGCACGAGUACAUGCGAGGCAAGAAGACUCUCGAAAUCAACCCGAGACACCCCAUGAUUGCCGCCCUCAAGGAACGAGCCGCCAGUGACCCAGACUCAACGGAGAAUGAGGCGUUGGCCAAGCUCAUGUUUGAAACCGCAAUGUUGGAGUCCGGUUUCAGCUUCGAUAAGCCGGGAGACUACGCCGGGCGCGUGUUCGAUCUGCUCAAGAUGAACAUGGGUGUCGAGAAGGAUGCCGAGCUUAUCGACGAGACGCAGUUCCACGUCGAGGAAAAGGAAGAGACUGCCGCCUCCGACGAGGAAACGGCCGCCGAACCGCCUAAGGACGAACUUUGA
This is a messenger RNA of Ostreococcus tauri, 2370 nucleotides long. Its product is annotated as Histidine kinase-like ATPase, ATP-binding domain. The transcript has 2 exons. Lineage: Eukaryota; Viridiplantae; Chlorophyta; Mamiellophyceae; Mamiellales; Bathycoccaceae. Gene Ontology annotation, biological process: protein folding. The record is from RefSeq and is a predicted model, not a curated record. Bases 1 to 2370 code for a protein of 789 amino acids. Gene Ontology annotation, molecular function: ATP binding; ATP-dependent protein folding chaperone; ATP hydrolysis activity.